GCUGACCAUCAGUAUAGAAAUAACCGUUUAUAUUAUGAGGGCUUGGAUCAUAAAUUGCAACAAAGUUUGCUUGGCACUUCUUAUGAAUUUUCUUUAUUCUCACGGCAAUUAUACAUACUCACCUGA
Messenger RNA from Dentiscutata erythropus, 126 nucleotides. The record is from the annotation of a GenBank genome assembly. Lineage: Eukaryota; Fungi; Glomeromycota; Glomeromycetes; Diversisporales; Gigasporaceae.